GCUGCUGCUGAUGCUGCUCGCUGGAGGACUGAAGUGCGGAGCCCACAAAGACCCUCCCGCAGACCCUGCGGCUGCCCAUGAUUGCUAUGCACCCCGCUGGAAGCGCUCCCGGUGCAGCUCAACCCAGAUUUUGUUCGGGCUGCUGUGCGGCCUGGCAACCCUCUUGGUUCUCAGCUUCCUGGCCAGCCUCCGCCGUGAGGACCCCCUCUCGCUGGACCCCCGGAUGGGGAGCGGUGUGGGGGAGCAAUACACAGACACUUUGCUCCAGCCUCCCCCCAAUGCCUUCCCGCUUUCCCCAUCGCCCUGUGCCCUGAACGCCCCCUGGCUACUGGUGCUGGUGGCCAGUGCACCUGGGCAUGCGGCCCGGCGUGCGGGGGUGCGGCGCAGUUGGGGGGGUGCGCGGGUAGCAGGGGGGCACAGUGUGCACACGGUUUUCACAGUGGGGCUGCCGGGAGAUGUGGCACAGCAGGCAGCACUGGAGCGCGAGGCGGCCGAGCAUGGGGACCUGUUGCAGGCGCGCUUUGCCGACACCUACACAAACCUAACCCUGAAGACACUGGCAAUGCUGGGCUGGGCCACCACCCGUUGUCCCACCGCCCGCUUCCUGCUCAAGACCGAUGAUGACGUCUUCCUGAACCUGCCGGCCCUGGCGCGACACCUGGAGCAGUUAGCCAGCCCACUUGCUGCUUAUCUGGGCUAUGUCUACUCACACA
Notechis scutatus (mainland tiger snake) is the source of this 713-nucleotide messenger RNA. The record is from RefSeq and is a predicted model, not a curated record. NCBI's taxonomy places the organism in Eukaryota, Metazoa, Chordata, Lepidosauria, Squamata, Elapidae.